GCCGCCUGAGGGGAACAUCUCCAUGGCUCAAGGCCGGGAGCGAGAGGACGCCAGCAUCUCUGCCAACACCUCGUCUCUGUCGGUGAGAUGGGUGCAAGGAUUCCCUAAGCAGCAUGUUCAUUUUGUCAACGACAGCACCAUUUGCUAUCCUUGUGGGAAUUUUAUAAUAUUUAUUAAUAUUGAAACCAAGAAAAAGACUGUACUCCAGUGUAUGAAUGGAAUUGUGGGCGUCAUGACAACUAACAUUCCUUAUGAAGUUGUGGCUUUUUCUGACCGGAGGCUAAGACCCGUCAUCUAUAUAUACAACUUCCCUGGACUGACCAGAAGGACUAAAUUAAAAGGCAAUAUUCUUCUGGACUACACUUUACUUUCAUUCAGUUAUUGUGGCACCUACUUGGCGACUUACUCCUCUCUCCCAGAAUUUGAACUGACCCUCUGGAACUGGGAAUCAAAUAUCAUUUUGUGCAAAAAGUCACAACCUGGUGUGGAUGUAAGCCAGAUAUCUUUUAACCCCAUGAACUGGCACCAACUGUGCUUGUCAAGUUCAAGUGCAGUGACUGUGUGGACCAUUGAAAGAAGUAACCAGGAACAUUUUCUCAAGGCAAAAGAGAUACAACUACCUGUAGAAGAUGGAACAUUCCUUAAUGAUACAGAUUCAAUCUUCCCCCAGUCGUUGCCCAAAGAUCUGAUCUAUGGACCUGUACUUCCACUGUCAACCAUUGCUGGGCUAGUAGACGUAGAGGCAGAGAAUUUCAGGCCUAAAGAUGAUGUAUAUCCUUUACUUCACCCUACUAUGCACUGCUGGACCUCAACAGGUGACCUACUCAUUGGCUGUGAAGAGGGUCAUCUUUUAAUGGUUAAUGGAGAAAGCUUGAAAGUGAAUAUAAUGACCAAGACAGAAGUUCGACCAUUGGAAGAUAAACGAAGUUCUGUCAUCCCACUCACCAUGGCUUAUCAGAAAGGAGGCGUGCUUACUUCUGGAGAUGAUGGCUUUCUGUAUUCUCUUAUUAUUAAAGAAUCAACUUACAGAGUAGAGGAUUUUCUUGAGGUUGAAGAGCCUGUGGAACGCAUGAUAUUUUCUCCCAGUUAUAGUAAGUUGCUGAUUCAAACAGAAAAGGGAUCAGUCUAUCUCUACAUUUACGGUCAAGCGUCAACCUUUAGCAAAAUCUUGGAGGCUUCUGAUGGGAAAUACCAGUCAAUUGACUUCAUUACACCUGGAAAUGAAUAUUUCUUGACACUCACACAGUCAGGGGAGGUCUGUGUUUGGUAUUUGGAGGAUUGUGUUUGUAUGGGCCGGACACAUCUGCAAACACCAGCAACAGUGCUGGCUUGCUCUCCAUCCUCCCUCUCUGCAGCUGUGGGGACUGAGGAAGGCUCAGUCUACUUCCUGGAUGUCCGGGAUGCUGAAGCCCCCGAGGUAGUUCACAAGGCCUUCCUCUCCACAUGGUCCGUGCAGCAGAUCCUUUAUGACCAGCAAGGAGUGUUUCUUUUAGUUGGGACAUCAGAAGGAUAUGUCUUUGUUAUCAAUGCCAACCCCUCAAGUUUAUUUGAGAUUUUUGGAUUCAUAGAGGUGGGCAAAAACAUUUUACAAAUAUCCACAGUGUCUCUUUUGGAAAAUGACAUAGUGGAAGUCAUGGUGCUGUUCAUGCUUCCAGAAACAGAAAGGAGCAAGUUGGAACUGUUCACUCUGCCUAAAAUACUACCACAAGUUUCUGGAAGCUUUGCUGAUGAAAGAGGGAGGCUGAGAGAUGAAUGUAUCCACAAGUUCCUGUAUGAGAUAGAACACCCCCUGUCCUCUGCAGUGUUGGACUUCAGAAGUAAUCGAAUAUAUGGUUUUUGCAGCCACGUACCAUACAUCUGCAGCUAUCAUCUUCCUGAAACAGCAACUAAUAGUGUCUGCAUUCUCCAGCCACUCAAAAAAAUCCAAAGCAAACAGUAUGGACCUGGAAAUCUCUCUCUAUCUCCUCAUGGAUUAUGGCUCAUAACAUUAGAUAAAGGUGGAUUUCUAUGUAUCCGAGAUAUUAACACCUUGGAAACAUUUGUUCGGUAUCGGAGUCAUUCUCACCAAGGGCACGGGAUUCAGUCGUUGAAACUUUCAGUCGAUGGACAAAACAUUUUGGUGAACGGGAAAGAUGAUGGCACCCUUGUCUAUCUAAGAUGGAGGCGAUUUGGAGCAGCCUUGGCAAAUGAAAUUCUCGAAUACUCUCAACAACUUUUAAAUUCACUGAAGAACACCAUGAUUAAGGAAAACGAGUAUUUAGAUAUAACACAAAAUCAGAGUGGAGAGUCAGAAAAGGAAAAUGAACGAAUGCCCAACACUAGGAUGCUAAGCUUUGACUCAUCACAAGAGGAAUUAGUCCAAAGUGAUAUCAAAAAGGAUAUCCCCUGGAUACAGCAAAAGAGCCAAGAGGCCAUCACAAAGGAAAAAAAACUGUUCUCUAAUAAAAGGAAAGAGAUAAAAAAAGGAAUCAAAGCACUUGCUAAAACUGUUCUGACUAUGAUGGAAGAAAAUGAAACAGUAGAUGCUGUUGCAAAGUUAGAGCAGCAUGAAUUUGGUUUGGAUCUUGAUGAACUGGAAAGGCUCCUUGAAGAAAGUGAGGAAGAAGUGGCAAAGAUAAGAAAGGAUGCAGAGAUGCAUAACCUUGCCAAGGCUUAUUUGACUGAACUUAUAAAAGAAGAAUGCUGGAAUUCGAUGACUGUGAAAGGUUGCUCUCUCAAGUGCUUUCACAUCCCCUAUGUGGUUGAGAACUUCCCAAUGAAAGCACGCACAGAAGAAGAGAUGAUAAUAUUGAAGAGAGUUUUGCAGCAAAAGAAGAUUGAAACAGAGUGUCUUAAACGAAGGAAGGAAAUUGUAGAAGUUCAGUCUGCAUCUACCUUGGCUACAAAGCGUCAUGAAGAGGAAGAUGAAGAAGAAGAAGAGAGUGUGGUAAUACAGAAUAAGAACCUGCCUAAUUACCUGCUUGGUAGUCUGAGUACUGAUUUUGGGGUGGAUGUCUCUUUAUUGUCAAGCCAAUUGGAACUUCAUUCCAGAGAAGAGAAAAUUAACCAAAUAAUAUUGCUGAAAGAUAUUAUUUAUAAGGUGAAAACUGUUUUCAACAAUGAGUUUGAUGCUGCAUAUAAACAAAAAGAGUUUGAAAUUGCUCGUGUGAAGGAAAGAAAUGUAAGAAUAAAAGAAAUCAUUGCAGACCUGGACUUGGAAGAAACAGUCUGGCAACCAGAAUUUGAUGAUGAUGAGAGGCCAGAGAGAACCUUCCUUGUUAAACCUAGUGAGAUUCGAGCUCAGAGGUUUGUUUUCCCAUGGCAAAAACUCAAAGCAGAAGUGACUUCUGCCCAGGAAAUGGAGCGAUUGCUUAUAGCUCAGGCUAUCGAAUCAAGACGCCGAGCUCUGAUGGACAUGAUGGGAGGAGUUCUAGAAGUUAAGAAGGAAGAUAUUUUGAAAAUGGUGAUUCCUCCACCUCCUUUCACGACAAAGCCUGAUGUUGUGUGGUCUGAAGAAGAAAGGAAGCAAUUCAGAGAGUACGAGAAAAAAGUCAAGGAGUUAAAUGAAGAAAGAGAGAAGUAUAGAAAGUCAUUAGAAGCAGAACUAAAGAAACUUCAGAACUCUAUACAAGAAAGCACAGCGAAUUUUGAUGAGCAUUUGAAAAGACUCUUUGAAAAGAGAGUGAAGGCCGAUAUGGUUGUCAACCAGGAGGAAUUGAAAAUAAAUAACCUUGUUUUUUCUUUACUGUUGGAUGAAGAAAUAAACUCUAGAGAACUCUGCCUAAAUAACUACAUUGCAAGGAAGCAGGAGGAAAAAAGCAAGUCUACAGAUGCCAUCCAGAAAUCUAGAGAAGACCUGGAUAUGUACAAAGAACACUAUGACAACUUACUGGCUGAAGACAAAGUUUUGGAUCGCAGCUUCAAAAAGGAAUUUUCAGAACUCCCCAGUUAUCAGGUGGAAAUACUCUAUAAACUUUUUAAACGACGACCAAGGCUUCAAAAACAGAAAGUACAAUCAGAUACGACCAGUUUAAUCCCUUUUGGAGAGCGACCAGGAUCUGGGAAAUUGAAUAAGGAAGCCUUUGCCAACUUAAUGAAGGCCAUGGAUGAGCUGGACAAUAUCAAUAACAUGCCAGAAGGCUUGGACCCCUCAGUCUGGGAACAUUUCUGCAUUCUCAGACGAACAAAAGUGGAAAAUGAACAGAAAGUAAAGCAGAAAGGGGCUGGCUUAAUGGAGAUGGCGGCUUUCCUCCGGAGGAGAGCUGAGGAUGAUGAGAAGGUGCAGCAGGACAUUGAAAAAACCUUCCGUGAACUCAUCUUAUUACAGGAAGAGAAAAUAAAAUACCAGUUGGAUUUGACUAUCCAAAUUCUUCUUAAACAAGGACAAGUAGAACUGGAAAACUUCCAGCUAUUACUGGAGUAUCCUGAUGCAAUUCUCAUCAACAAGACCAUAAUUGAAGACUUGAAUUCUGUGAUUCGGACUCAAGGACAAAAGAAAGUUGCUAGCAUGAUGGAGAGUAAAGAUGUCCACAAAGGAAUAUUUCAGAUUGAAUGGGAACAUAAGAAAAUGGAGAUGGAAAUGGAAGAUCUAAACCAGAAGGCUUGGGAUAUUCAGAUGCUGUUUUUCUCAAGAGAUCGUCAAAAGUAUCUAAAUGAACCAAACUAUGACAGUCUGAUUGCCAUUCAGAUUGGGAUAAUGGAACAAACUAUUGCUGUUUUAGAUAAGACCCACAAAAAGAAUGUGGAGAAUUGUAAAAAAAUACUUAAAAAAUUGGGAAAGUUCAGUAAUCAAAAAGAUAUAGCAAAUUAUCAUUUAAGCUGCAAUGUACGAGAGGAGUUGGUGGCAGUCUCAGAAAGAAAAGACAUCUGUAAUGCAGUGGGGUCUAAACUGACUUGUGAGAAGAUCACCCAAGAACGAUAUGAAAACUUGAUGCAGCAACAAAAAUUAACACAUAUUUCAAAAGAACAAGCUCAACAGAUUUCAGUACUGCAGGCUGAAGUUGAAAGAUUAAGGAUGAAGACAUUUCCUGCUCUUAUUCAAAUGUAAAAAUACUGGUGGACCUGUCAAAUUAAUCAUUAAAAACAUCGACUACAGUGGUUUACCUUAUACAUCAAGGAAUUCAAGUGGAAUCUCCUCUUGGUUGCAUUAUAAUAGCAAAUUACUUUAUUUUUAUUUUAGCCUUAAUCAUUAGAAGAAUGUUCUGCAUGAAUAAAUGUAUAAAAUAUG
This is a messenger RNA of Erinaceus europaeus (western European hedgehog), 5206 nucleotides long. RefSeq names its product cilia and flagella associated protein 43 (gene CFAP43). Gene Ontology annotation, cellular component: axoneme. The transcript is spliced from 38 exons. The record is from RefSeq and is a predicted model, not a curated record. Gene Ontology annotation, molecular function: protein binding. Lineage: Eukaryota; Metazoa; Chordata; Mammalia; Eulipotyphla; Erinaceidae. Gene Ontology annotation, biological process: sperm axoneme assembly; cilium assembly. The coding region runs from base 23 to 5026 and encodes 1667 amino acids.